This is a messenger RNA of Bombus terrestris (buff-tailed bumblebee), 3490 nucleotides long. Its product is annotated as endothelin-converting enzyme 1. The record is from RefSeq and is a predicted model, not a curated record. NCBI's taxonomy places the organism in Eukaryota, Metazoa, Arthropoda, Insecta, Hymenoptera, Apidae. Gene Ontology annotation, cellular component: plasma membrane. The transcript is spliced from 18 exons. Gene Ontology annotation, molecular function: metalloendopeptidase activity. The coding region runs from base 24 to 3398 and encodes 1124 amino acids. Gene Ontology annotation, biological process: protein processing.
CUUGGUUGUAUUUCCUCUCCUCUAUGAGUAUAAAAUUCACGACAGCAGUUUUUCUCGCCUAUUGUAAAAAGAGGAAGGCUGGAUGUCACAUCGGGAGCCUAACUUUCAAGUUUGGCUUCGAUCACAUCGUUAAAAUGUUACGUCUACUGAUACUAGUGUCCCUGUGCGUCGUUAUAAACUCCGGUCUAAAACUCGAUGAUCUGCUGAAAUAUCCUCGCAGUUUACAACGUUUGUUUGAAUCUAAGGGUGCUGUUGAAGCGAAGAAAGUUGAACGUGAAGUAUGUAAGACCGAAGAAUGCAAGCUGAUUGCACAAUUGAUCAAGGGCAGUAUGGACGUGUCCGUAGACCCGUGUGACGAUUUUUACGAGUAUGCUUGUGGCAACUGGUCGAAAAUCAAUCCUCUUCCUGAAAAUAAGACCUCCUGGAGCUUAUGGAAUUUGGUAGCCGAGAAAGUCAAGCAACAAGCUAAAAAUAUAAUUUCGGUUAAACCAAAACCUGACGAUCUUUACGCGGUGAGACUUUCUAAGAAGUGGUAUCACAGCUGUAUGGAUACAGAUGCCAUAGAAAAAAGAGGAGUGGAACCACUAUUGUCAACCCUAUGGAGACACGGAGGAUGGCCACUUAUCAUGGAAGAGGGAGAGUGGGAUGAGGAUAUAUACAACUGGCAAAUAGUCGAUGACCAAUUUGCUCGUAUAUCAGGAUUUAACGCAUUUCACGAUUUACGUUACGUCCCACAAUCACCUGAAAACAACCAUACGAUAAUUAUUAUGUUACCUCAUUUACCGCAGGGUGCAUAUGGGCUUAUUACAGUGGAGAAAAUAUUGAAUUUAGACAGCAGCGAUGAAAAUAACGAAAGUGGAGAAGGUAGCCAGGAAAAAGGAAGCAAGGAAAGAGCAGAACAAAAGCAGCAUGAAGAGAAUGACGAAGAAGAUGAAGAAGAGAAUGAAUCAGAGGACGACUGGAACACUGUAGAAGAAGAUGAAGAAGGAGAGACGAGAAAGAAGAAAAUGAUCGCUAGAAAAUACCAGAGAAAAUUAGGUCACGCUAAGAAGGGGCAUAAUAAGAAAAAAGUUAUGCAUAAUAUUAUUGGUAAAAAGAAAAGGACGAGAAGAACUAAAAGGAAUAUUAUAGGCGAGAAACAUCUUCAUAAACUAUUGCGUAAACUAAAGGCUAAUAAAUAUAAUAUCAACAAUAAGGUCAACAAUAAUGGACAUUUGUCACGCAAUAAGUCGAUUACAAAGAAACAUAGUAUGAAAGAUAAAACGAUAAGGAAAAAUUUACGAAACCACUUAGGUCGCAAUAAACAUAAUAACAAGAAGAAGAAGGUGAAAGAGAACAAGAAAGAAGGGGAAGUACUACGCAAGAGGAAAAUACACAGAAGGAAGAUUACCAAGCAAUUAGGGCAUAGCAGAAGGAUGCAUAAUAAGAACAAAGCAUUGGGAAAACAUACCUACGAGGAGAAGAUGAAGAAGAAAUUGCAGAGGACUGGAACGAAAGCAAAGGUUCAUGCCGGUGAAAAUCAUAAGCACCAGAAAAUUACAGGCGCCACAGCGCAUCACGUCGCAAACAAGAUGAACGUUUCGAAACAUAAGCAAAUAUCCGACUAUACUGAAGAUACAUAUAACAGUGUCGAUACCAACGAUGACGAUGAUAAUAAUAACAACGAUGAAUAUAACGAAUAUAGUGCCGAAGCUAACGAAGACGAUAACGAGGAAGAGAACUACGACGACGACGAUGAUAACGAUGAGAAUAACGAAGAUGACGACGAAGAUAACUACGAGGAUGACGAAAAUGACGACGAAGAUAACUACGAGGAUGACGAAGAUGACGAUAAUGAUGACAAUGAUAAUAAUUACGAGCAUGAUGAAGAAGAAGUUGAAGAGCAAAGACAAACAUAUCGAGAUUACAUAUUAAAUGUAUCUUUAAUACUUUCUAGGGAAAGAGGAAUUGAAAUACCGGAGGAACAAAUGGUGAAAGAUGUCGAAGAUCUCGUAAAAUUUAUCGUUAAUUUGACAGAAAUCGUACAUGCCGUUGAGGAUGACGAUGAACAAAUCGAGAAUAUAACGCUUAAAGAAUUUCAAGAAUACUACGAAGAUUUAGGUCCUAUUUCGCGUACUAACAGAAUAAAUUGGAUAAGAAAAAUACAAAAAAUAUUUUCCGAGGCUGGAUUGGAGUUUGAUAACGACGUAGAAGUUUCUGUAUCGUAUCCCAAAUAUAUGGAAGAACUUCAUACCUUGCUCGCAAAAACUCCAGAAAGAGUACUUGUUAACUAUAUUCAUUGGCUCUUCAUUAGUAGGAUAAUGAUAGCUGGACCAUCAGAACUAACAGAAUUGUUCGAACAAUGGACCGCAGACUGGUUCUAUUCCACAAGAGAGCAGAUGUGCCUGGAAAUUGCGCCACUGGGUAAAGUAGCAGGAUACGAAUACAUUAAACAAUAUCUGCCAGAAAACGUAGCAAAAAUGGCCAAAGACAUGAUCGACGACAUACAAAAGGAAAUCGAAUAUCGCAUCGAAGCGUCGAACUGGAUGGACGAUGAUACUAAACAUUUUGUUUUGGACAAAUUAGUGCACAUGAAGAACUGGGUUGGCUAUCCAAGUUGGCUGCAAAACUCUACGCUCGUAAAACGCUACUUCCGAGGGUUUACAGUCGGUACUUCAUUCUACGAGAACUUCCUCAACUAUGCGAGAUAUUCUAGAUGGAAAAGCUUACGACGAAAUCUAGAUAAUAGCGAAAUUUACGAGAUGGAUCCCCUGGAAUUGAAUGCUUUCUUCAUACCAAACGAUAAUUCUAUAUCAAUCACGGCGGCAGAUUUGCAAAAUCCAUUGUUUGCUCAAAAUCGACCUUGGUAUGUGAAUUUCGGUAUUAUUGGUCUCGUCAUGGGUCAUGAAGUAAAUCACGGAUUCGAUGAUGAAGGUCAUCUUUAUGACGAAGGAGGAAAUCAAGUGGAAUGGCUAACUGCAAUGGCAGACGCUUACGAUAAGAGAGCAAUAUGUUUCGUGAACCAAUACGAUGGUUAUAGUAUCAUCAAAGGAGAAAAUUACACGAUCGAGAAUUAUGGUAACAGAACCGCAGGUGAAAAUAUUGCGGAUUCGAUGGGCCUGCAUGCUGUGUUCGGUGCUUAUAAACGAAGGGAACGAGAAUGUGUAAAUGCGGACCCUGCUCUACCAGGACUAGAACAAUUUAGCAACGACCAACUUUUCUUCUUAUCAUUUGCAAACUUAUGGUGCGAAACAGCAGACAAAGAAGCAUUAAUAUCUCAGAGCAAAUACGACGUGCAUAGUACGGCACGUUUAAGAGUUAUUGGUUCGGUGUCAAAUUCAGAAGAUUUCGCCAAAGCUUUCGACUGUCCAGUAGGUAGUCCUAUGAAUCCUGAAAACAAAUGCAACAUAUGGGAAUAACUAAAAAUUUUCGAAAUUUUCAUAGAUUUUCGCUUACAGUUUCUAUAAUGUAAUUCUUUUUUAAUGAAAUAUAGCUUACGAUUUGCAAAUUA